Eleginops maclovinus (Patagonian blennie) is the source of this 2026-nucleotide messenger RNA. Its product is annotated as E3 ubiquitin-protein ligase TRIM39-like. Gene Ontology annotation, biological process: protein ubiquitination. Gene Ontology annotation, cellular component: cytoplasm. Gene Ontology annotation, molecular function: protein binding; zinc ion binding; ubiquitin protein ligase activity. Lineage: Eukaryota; Metazoa; Chordata; Actinopteri; Perciformes; Eleginopidae. The record is from RefSeq and is a predicted model, not a curated record.
CUCCCUGUAGAGAGACAGACGGACUGAAAGACAGACGAUCAGAUUCACCUUCAGACCAAACUAACACCUUCCUCUGAGUUCAGCUACAGGAGAGAAAAGAGGGAGCUACAACACUGCUGCUUCAACCUGCUGACCCCCCCACCCUGAAGCUCCACUCAGAGACAACAUGGCUUCCAGGUUAGAGGAAGACCUCUGCUGUCCGGUCUGUCAGGAAGUCUUUAGAGAUCCUGUCAUCCUGUCCUGCUGCCACAGCUUCUGUAGAGCCUGUCUGCAGAACUGGUGGAGAGAGAAACGAAGUCGAGAGUGUCCAGUUUGUAUGACAGAAUCUUCAAGAGGAGAACCCCCCUGUAACCUGGUGCUGAAGAACCUGUGUGAGGCCUUUCUUACUGAGAAAGGUCAGAGGUCUUCAGAGUCUCUCUGCAGUCUGCACUCUGAGAGACUCAGACUCUUCUGUCUGGACCAUCAGCAGCCAGUGUGUCUCGUCUGCAGAGAUUCAAGAACACACACCAACCACAGAAUCAGACCCGUGGAUGAAGCUGCUCAGGAUCUCAAAGAGGAGCUCCAGAAGUCUCUGCAGCCCUUACAGGAGAAACUGAAGCUCUUUGAAGAAGUUAAAGUGAAGUUUGAUCAGCCAGCAGGACACAUGGAGGCCCAGGCCCGACGCACAGAGCUGCAGAUUAAGGAGCAGUUUAAGAAGCUUCACCAGUUUCUGGAAGAGGAAGAGGAGGCCAGGAUGGCUGCACUGAGGGAGGAAGAGGAGCAGAAGAGGAGGAUGAUGGAGGAGAAGACGGAGGCUGUGAGCAGAGAGAUAGCAGCUCUUUCACACACAGUCAGAGCCACAGAGGAGGAGCUGAGAGCUGAAGACUUCUCCUUCCUGCACAACUACAAGGCUGCAGUGGAGAGGCUGCAGCGCCCCCUGCUGGAGGAUCCACAGCUGCCCUCAGGGUCUCUGAUAGACCAGACCAAACACCUGGGCAACCUCAGCUUCAACAUCUGGAGCAAGAUGAAGGACAGGGUGUCCUACUCUCCUGUCAUCCUGGACCCAAAUACUGCUCAUCCAAACCUCAUCCUGUCUGAAGAUCUGACCAGAGUGAGAGCAGGGAGAGAGACAGAACUUCCUGAUAAUCCAGAGAGGUUUGAUCAUUACCGCUCUGUCCUGGGCUCUGAGGGCUUUACCUCAGGGACUCACAGCUGGGAUGUCCAGGUUACAGACAGUACAGUCUGGGUACUGGGUGUGUUAGCAGAGUCUGGUCAGAGGAAGGGAGUUAUACCGUCUGGAUUAUGGAGAAUAGGUUUCUAAGGUAAAUACUCAGCAGGUUCUCCAUCAGAUCCGCGCACUCCUCUCCUCCUGCAGAAGAAGCUCCAGAGGGUCAGAGUGAAUCUGGACUGGAACAGAGGAAAGCUGUCGUUCUCUGAUCCUGACACUAACACACACAUACACACCUUCACACACACUUUCACUGAGAGGAUGUUUCCAUACAUUAUCAGUCUGGAGGAAGUGAAGGUAUCACCAGUGGAGGUGUGUGUGACAGUGGGUCAGAGCAGCUAGAGAUGAUUUUAGCUUUUGAGGUUGUUUACUUAUUGUUUUUCUUAUGUUCUUGUUGUUUAGUUUGCAUUUUGGUGUUUAGUUUGCAAUGUUCCUUGUCUGGAGUUUCUUUUGAAUGUAAUGUGUUAUGAACCUACAGCAGGAUUUCUUUUCUGAAGCUUCAUCGCCCUCUGCUGAUCAGACUGUGUUUUACUGAGCAGGAUUAAACUGUUGUAAACAUUGAGGGACGAUUUGAUCUAAUCAUAUUUUAGUUUAAUUACCUCAUGACAUAAUUCACUCAAUCACAUUAUUGUUCUUGUCAUGAAUAUAGUUUUAUGAAUAAUUACAUUUACGGCAUUUAUAACAUACUAACGUGUAAAUAUGUUUUGACCUUUCAACUAAUUGUUAAACCAAGAGGAUGAAUUUCAAUGUCACCAUAAUUUCUGUAAAAGAACCAAAUAAAGAUGUUGGAUAAUUUAUUAAAACAGUUUCACACAAUCA